AUGUCGUACAAGGUCGCCGCGCCAGAUGAGUAUCUGGCCGUGACGGGUAUGGGCAUCAAGAAUGUCAAGAUCGUCAAGUCUGCAUGGAUCUUCCCCUUUCAGCGCUGCAUGCGGUUCAGUGUCCAGCCCCACGACUAUGCCAUGAACCUGCAGGCCAUGACGAGCGAGAAGCUCCAGUUCCUGCUGCCCGUCGUCUUCACCGUCGGCCCGGACAUCAACGAGCGCGGCGCCAACUCCAACUUCAACGACGACCACGCCGGCGACGGCCACGGGCCAGACAACCACCACCGCGAGGACCGCGGCGACAGCCUCAUGAAGUUUGCCAUGCUGCUCGCCGACAGCUCCGCCAACAAGCCCAAGGAGGGCACCCAGCGCCAGUACCUCGAGGGCAUCAUCAAGGGCAUCAUCGAGGGCGAGGUCCGCGUCCUCGUCUCGUCCAUGACCAUGGAGGAGAUCUUCACCGAGCGUGAGGCCUUCAAACGCCGCAUCUUCCGUAACAUCCAAGGCGAGCUGAACAAGCUCGGGUUGAUCAUCUACAACGCAAACGUCAAAGAGCUGCGCGACGCGCCCGAGAGCGUCUACUUUGCCUCGCUGUCCCGCAAGGCCCACGAGGGCGCGACCAACCAGGCGCGCAUCGACGUGGCCGAGGCGCAGCUGCGCGGCAACGUGGGUGAGGCCAAGCGCAAGGGCGAGCAGGACCGCGAGAUUGCCAAGAUCAACGCCGAGACGGCCGUGCAGAAGACGGACCGUGACAUCGAGCGCGCGCAGGCCGAGGCCAACCUCGCGACCAACAAGACGCUGCUGACGCGCGACGUCGACAUCGCCCGCAUCGAGGCCACGCGCGCCACCGAGGAGAAGGACGAGGAGCUCAAGCGCCAGGUCGAGAUCAAGCGCGCGGCCGCCGAGCUCGAGCGCCUGCGCGCCACCGACGUCGUCAAGGCGUCCAUCGCGCGCGAGAGCAAGCAGCAGGCCGCCGACGCCAAGGCCUACGAGAUCACCGCCGACGCCGCCGCCGGCUUCGAGAAGAGCACGCGCCAGACCGACGCCGCCGCCUACAAGACCAAGGCCGACGCCGACGCCUGGAACUACGCCACGGUCAAGAACGCCGACGCCGCGCUGCAGAAGAAGCUCAAGGAGGCCGAGGGCCUGUCCGCCAUGGCCGACGCCUACGCCAAGAUGGCCCACGCCUUCGGCGGGCCGUCCGGCCUGCUGCAGUACAUGAUGAUCGAGAAGGGCACCUACGUCGAGCUGGCCAACGCCAACGCCAACGCCGUCAAGGGCAUGCAGCCCAAGAUCAGCGUGUGGAACACGGGCGCCGAGGCCGGCACCGGCGGCCAGGGCGCCGGCCAGGGCCACGGCAGCGACAUCAGCACCAUGCGCAAUGUCUACCAGAUGCUCCCGCCCCUGAUGACCACCAUCAACGAGCAGACGGGCAUCUCGCUGCCCGAGUGGCAGUUUGGCCGCCUCGCCGGGCAGAUGUCCGAGGCUGAGCGGGGCAAGGGUGCCGUCGUCAACGGCGGGAAGUAA
This is a messenger RNA of Thyridium curvatum, 1527 nucleotides long. RefSeq lists its product as uncharacterized. The coding region runs from base 1 to 1527 and encodes 508 amino acids. The record is from RefSeq and is a predicted model, not a curated record. Gene Ontology annotation, biological process: protein localization to plasma membrane. Gene Ontology annotation, cellular component: plasma membrane. The transcript has 3 exons. Lineage: Eukaryota; Fungi; Ascomycota; Sordariomycetes; Thyridiales; Thyridiaceae.